AUGUCUACAUCCAAUACAGCUGAAAAAACCAAGGAACAAAAAUUCCAUGAAUAUAUCUUAAACUUGCCUCAAGACAAAGUUGAUGCAAUUAAAGGAAAACCAUUGGAGGUCUUGAAGGUAAUUGACGACUAUGGGGAACAUUUUAUGGACAUUGGUCGUCAGAAGGGUGAAUUGAUCACUACCGAAAUUAGAGAAAAGAAACCUAAAGUGAUGAUUGAAUUAGGUGGAUACUUGGGAUACUCUGCAGUCUUGUUUGCCAAUGAGUUGAUCCAAGAUCCCGAGGCCAAGUAUUACAGUUUUGAAGUGAAUCCAGAAUUUGCUAAAAUUGCUACUGAUGUUAUCCGUUUAGCUGGAUUGUCCAAGAAGAUCGAAAUUAUUGUGGGAAAAGCAUCCUACACAUUGGUUGACUUCAAAGAGAGACUCAACAAAAAUGGCCUGUUUAAAGCAUUGGAUUUCAUCUUCAUUGAUCAUUGGAAGGAUUUGUAUGUUCCUGAUUUGAGAGAGUUAGAGUCGCUUAACUUUAUUGCACCAGGUACCGUGAUUACUGCUGAUAACAUUUUGACACCAGGUGCCCCAGAGUACGCAAAGUAUGUCAGGUUGUCUCCCGAGGAGAAGAAGGAGUACAAUGAGAAGAAUCCCAACCCCAAUGGUGAUGAAUUUUUGGGCAGGUGGAAUAUCUUGUACGACACUGAUACAAUCAAAGUAGAGUACCCCAAUGGCCACGUUGAUGCUGUCGAGAUUACCAAGUGUACUGAUUACCUCUCUGGGUAA
This is a messenger RNA of Lodderomyces orthopsilosis Co 90-125, 771 nucleotides long. RefSeq lists its product as uncharacterized. The transcript has a single exon. The record is from RefSeq and is a predicted model, not a curated record. Lineage: Eukaryota; Fungi; Ascomycota; Pichiomycetes; Serinales; Debaryomycetaceae. Bases 1 to 771 code for a protein of 256 amino acids. Gene Ontology annotation, molecular function: O-methyltransferase activity.